CAUCCAUUACCAUUAGAGGCGGUGGUGGUGGAGGCGACCGGCGACGCUUCUCUCAUCAUUCAUCCACCUCACUUUGUUGUUGCAUUACCCUCCAAAAAACACUAACACCACCAAACGAAUUAACGUAUUAAACAAAGCCGAACAGCCACUCCGCUCUUUCUAAGAAUUCUUCCUAUUUUUUUUUCUUGUUACGUUCCCAGACAAAUUGUGUCCCCCUUGGCAUCUUCUGCUCCUUAGAUAGUUAGAUACCCUUUUUCCUCACUAACUCUCCCCCUUUAAACCUCUUUCUUCACUCUUAAUUCUCAAUUUUUCAUUUUAUUCACAUACCCAUAUUGAUAAUUGUGUUUGUCUCUAAGGCAUGGCUGCUGCUGCUGCUUCUUCAGCUUCUAUGUGUUUUCCGGCGACCCGAAAGGGGACUGAUUUCCGGUCUGGGUCUACUGGAUUAUUGCGCCGUAGUGGGUUCCGGGUAUCGACCCGCUUGACGUCCCGGAAGUCUGUUAUCCGCUCUGAUUUGGACUCCAUGGUUUCUGACAUGAGUACCAAUGCUCCAAAAGGGUUAUUUCCACCAGAACCCGAACACUAUCGAGGGCCAAAGUUGAAAGUGGCAAUUAUCGGAGCUGGCCUUGCUGGAAUGUCAACUGCUGUUGAGCUUUUGGAUCAAGGACACGAGGUAGACAUUUAUGAUUCGAAGUCUUUUAUUGGUGGAAAAGUGGGCUCUUUUGUUGACAGGCGGGGGAAUCACAUUGAAAUGGGAUUGCAUGUGUUUUUUGGUUGCUAUAAUAACCUAUUCCGUUUGAUGAAAAAGGUGGGUGCUGAAAAAAAUCUACUCGUCAAGGAUCAUACUCACACCUUUGUGAAUAAAGGGGGGGAUAUUGGGGAGCUUGAUUUCCGCUUUCCUAUUGGAGCACCCUUGCAUGGUAUCCAAGCAUUUUUGUCCACAAAUCAGCUCAAGCCUUAUGAUAAAGCAAGAAAUGCUUUGGCUCUUGCCCUUAGUCCUGUAGUCCGGGCUCUAGUGGAUCCUGAUGGAGCGAUGAGGGACAUUCGUGAUUUGGAUAGUAUAAGCUUCUCCAACUGGUUUAUGUCUAAAGGGGGAACACGGGCAAGUAUCCAGCGGAUGUGGGAUCCGGUUGCCUAUGCUUUAGGGUUCAUUGAUUGUGACAAUAUUAGUGCUCGUUGUAUGCUUACUAUAUUUGCACUGUUUGCCACUAAGACAGAGGCUUCUCUCUUGCGGAUGCUUAAAGGUUCUCCUGAUCUUUAUUUGAGUGGCCCGAUCAGAAAGUACAUCGAGGAUAAAGGAGGCAGGUUUCAUCUGAGGUGGGGAUGUAGAGAGAUACAUUACGAGAGAUCUUCUGAUGGAAGUACAUAUAUCACCGGUCUUGCCAUAUCAAAGGCUACUCAGAAGAAAAUAAUAAAAGCCGAUGCCUAUGUUGCAGCAUGUGAUGUGCCUGGAAUUAAGAGAUUAGUUCCCAAGGAUUGGAGGGAGUGGGAAUUCUUCGAUAAUAUUUAUAAGUUGGUUGGAGUGCCUGUAGUUACCGUGCAACUUAGAUACAAUGGUUGGGUUACGGAAUUGCAAGAUUUGGAGCGUUCGAGGCAAUUGAGGCGGGCAAUGGGCUUGGAUAAUCUCCUAUAUACACCGGAUGCAGAUUUCUCUUGCUUUGCAGAUCUUGCACUGACUUCUCCCGAGGAUUAUUACAUCGAGGGUCAAGGCUCAUUGCUCCAAUGUGUCCUUACGCCCGGUGAUCCUUACAUGCCCCUACCAAACGAUGAAAUUAUAAGAAGAGUAUCCAAACAGGUUUUGGCUCUUUUCCCAUCCUCCCAAGGCUUGGAAGUCACAUGGUCAUCGGUUGUCAAAAUCGGGCAAUCUUUAUACCGCGAAGGGCCUGGCAAAGAUCCAUUCAGACCUGAUCAGAAAACGCCAGUGAAGAAUUUCUUCCUCGCGGGGUCUUAUACAAAACAGGAUUAUAUAGAUAGCAUGGAAGGAGCAACGCUUUCGGGCAGGCAAGCAUCGGCCUAUAUAUGCAGUGCUGGAGAAGAGCUCGUGACACUGCGAAAACAGCUUGUCGCUGCUGCUGAAUCAUCGAAUAUGCCCGAUGCUGCUACUGCUGCUGUAUCUGAUGAGCUAAGUCUUGUCUGAUCCACCUAGCCAUUGCUCUAAGCAAUGCAGAGAAAAUAUGCUAUCAACAUUUCUGGAAAGAAAUUAAAGCACCUCACUAGUUCUUAUCUUCUCUUUUCCUUUUGUGGCUAGAAGGUGAACACAAAAUGGAUAUACAUAUGCUCAUUGUAAAUUUAGUAUACUUACAAAAGUUUGUCCGCACGGGUUUAGUUUACUGGUUCAGUAAGCAGUAUUUGAGUCAAGUAUACUUACAAAAGCAUAACAUGCCAUUCUUCAAUGUAAUUUAAUUAAUCCAGUUAUUCGCCUUCAUUGUUA
Molecule: messenger RNA, 2428 nt
Organism: Ipomoea triloba (trilobed morning glory)
Lineage: Eukaryota; Viridiplantae; Streptophyta; Magnoliopsida; Solanales; Convolvulaceae
Product: zeta-carotene desaturase, chloroplastic/chromoplastic
Exons: 14
Coding region: 359-2134 (591 amino acids)
Biological process (GO): carotenoid biosynthetic process
Molecular function (GO): 9,9'-di-cis-zeta-carotene desaturase activity
Source: RefSeq, a predicted model, not a curated record